AUGUUCGCGAGUUAUUGCAUGUCCCUUGCGUCCGAUCCGAUGCUGGCUCCGGCGCCGCAGCGGGUCGUUCGUAAAAUUUCGCCGCCACUUUCGGCAUCCGCGUACUACGCUCAUCAGACAACGCGGCGGCGCCGAAGCGGUGAAGGCGGCGGUGAUGAGAGCAGGGUUCGUCGUCAAACCAGCCUAGUGAACGCCGCUACUUUGAUGAACGCCGUUUUGAGUCGAACCCGGAGUCGUUCUUUCGGAUCCUUUUUCGACGAAAGCGUCGUGGUCAAGGGCUGCAACGGGGUUCAGUACAUUGCUGUUUUGGAGGGAACCCCUUGGCCCGUUGUGCGUGAGAAAAAUUAUGGGCAAAUCGAAACGGACGCCAAGUCGCUCAAUUCCCUGUCCAACAACAGUGGGCACUCGAGGCGCAGUUCGGACACUUCACAGGUGUCGGUUGCCAGCGGCGGGUCUUCCAGCGGACAAAACGGGCCCGACGGCGACGAUGUCGACCGGAAUUCCCAGGACGAGAAUUGGAGUCUCUGGGGACAGAUCGUCAACGACUGGGAGAAUUUCUCCAAGAAGAAAAACCAGCAGCUGCGGGAACUGGUUCGGAAGGGCGUGCCGCAUCAUUUCCGAGGGAUCGUGUGGCAGCUGCUGUGCGGCUCCCACAAUUCGCCGCUGAAGAACAAGUAUGUCCAGUACAUCAAGGCGCCUUCGCCGUGUGAAAAGGUGAUCCGUCGUGAUAUUGCACGCACGUACCCGGAGCACGAUUACUUCAAGGAAAAGGACGGGUUCGGCCAGGAGUCCUUGUUCAACGUGAUGAAGGCGUAUUCGCUGCACGACCGGGAAGUUGGUUAUUGCCAGGGUUCCGCUUUCAUCGUCGGCCUGCUGUUGAUGCAGGUGAGUGAAUAAGA
Notodromas monacha is the source of this 899-nucleotide messenger RNA. NCBI's taxonomy places the organism in Eukaryota, Metazoa, Arthropoda, Ostracoda, Podocopida, Cyprididae. The record is from the annotation of a GenBank genome assembly.